This is a messenger RNA of Fusarium tjaetaba, 708 nucleotides long. RefSeq lists its product as uncharacterized. The transcript is spliced from 2 exons. Lineage: Eukaryota; Fungi; Ascomycota; Sordariomycetes; Hypocreales; Nectriaceae. The record is from RefSeq and is a predicted model, not a curated record. The coding region runs from base 1 to 708 and encodes 235 amino acids.
AUGCCACGCAAGACUCGAACCCCCGAGUCUCUCGCUCUCAACCGCGAGAACCAGCGUCGCUCUCGCGCAAGACAGCGUGAAUUGCUCGACGAUCUGCAGAAUCGCGUGCGUGAGUUUGAGCGUCGCGAUGGCCAGGCUACGCUGGAGAUGCAGCGUGUUGCGAGAGCCGUUGCGGGUGAGAAUGCGGCGCUGAGAGGUUUGCUUGCUGCCAAGGGCGUGUCGGCUGAGGAGGUUGAGGCUCAUGUUGAGGCUGUUAGGCAUGAAGAGAAGAUGGUUGCCAGAGCGGGCGUGGCGACUGUUACGCCUGUCUCAACACCGUCUUCUAAUGCUUCGCCUGUUGUUAUUGCCUCAAGACCUACGCCGUGCUCACAGCCUCAAGGAUGUGGUCCGGUGAGGGAGAACAGUAACCCUCCGUUUGCGAUUCAGCCCAAGAUGUACUCGCCGCCAACACCUGCUACGACUGCUGCUUCUUGCACAGAAGAAUCAGGCUGCUGUCCUAGACCAAAACCCGCUUCACAGCCACAACAGUCUGUACCUCAACCAAGAUCUCUUGACAAAAUUCACUGCAUGGAAGCUGCUACUAUCCUCGCUCAAAUCCGAGGCCAAUCAGACAUAUCUCAAGCUCGGGCUGCUCUUGGAUGUGCCGAAGGCGAAACCUGUAUGGUCCGCAACGCGGAUUUGCUCAAUUUGAUGGAUGAGAUGACCUGA